Messenger RNA from Aspergillus mulundensis, 807 nucleotides. RefSeq names its product SDR family NAD(P)-dependent oxidoreductase. The transcript has a single exon. The coding region runs from base 1 to 807 and encodes 268 amino acids. Gene Ontology annotation, molecular function: oxidoreductase activity. NCBI's taxonomy places the organism in Eukaryota, Fungi, Ascomycota, Eurotiomycetes, Eurotiales, Aspergillaceae. The record is from RefSeq and is a predicted model, not a curated record.
AUGGCAGCCACCGAGCCCUCCCCACCCAACGAUCUUCACCUGCCGACAAUCCAGCCAACAAAAUUCAAGGACUGGGUCGUCGUCGUAACAGGCGCGGCAGCAGGCAUCGGGCGAGAAACAGCGCACCACUUCGCCGCCCAAGGCGCCCAGCUCAUCCUGCUAGACAUCAACGAGUCCGGCCUAAAGGAAACACAAUCCUUAAUCCAAGCGUCCGGCGGAAAGGCCGACACCCGAAAAUGCGACGUCAGCGAUGAACCCGACGUGAACGCUGCAAUCGCGUGGACAAUAUCAACCUACGCCAGAAUCGACGUCCUCGCCAAUCUCGCCGGGAUUUACGGCUUCCAGCCUCUAACCGAGUACUCAUCCGAGCUGUACCACCGACACAUCUCCGUCAAUGUCAACGGCAGCUUCUUCCUCACGCGCGCCGUCCUACCGCACAUGCAGAAAGCCGGGUUCGGGCGAAUCAUCCAUACUUCGUCCACCACAUACGCGGAUCCCAAGCCCGGAUUGUCCGCGUACGUUAUGUCCAAAGCAGCCGUCGUUGGCCUUGUGCGUUCCGCGGCCGUUGAGGCUGGUCCGGGUGUGACCGUUAACGCGGUGAUGCCUGGUCUGAUUGAUACGGAGGAGAUGAGGAGUAAAGACGGGUAUGAGGGCAUCCGGGAGAAGAUCCUUGAGAACCGGGCUGUGAAGCGCGAUGGGAAGCCUAUUGAUGUUGCGCGCACUAUUGCGUUUCUUGCGAGUCCUGAGGCGGGCUUUAUGACGGGGCAGGUGGUUAAUUGCAGUGGUGGGGAGACGUUUAGUUUCUGA